Messenger RNA from Corylus avellana, 1581 nucleotides. RefSeq names its product (2S)-flavanone 2-hydroxylase-like. The record is from RefSeq and is a predicted model, not a curated record. Gene Ontology annotation, molecular function: monooxygenase activity; iron ion binding; heme binding. Lineage: Eukaryota; Viridiplantae; Streptophyta; Magnoliopsida; Fagales; Betulaceae.
AUGGCAGUAGUGCUAGAGCUCUUAGUCAUCCUCACCCUUCUUCUAGCUCUCCUGGCCCUCUCAACCAUAUUAUUCUCCACAAUAUUCCAAUCAAAGCUCCCGCCGAGCCCCAUAGCAUUGCCGAUCAUCGGCCACUUCCACCUCCUUGGGCCCCUCAUCCACCACUCCUUCCACCACCUAUCCCUUCGCCACGGCCCCUUAUUUUCCCUCCGCCUCGGUUCAGUCCCAUGCAUCGUAGCCUCCACGCCGGAGUACGCAAAAGAAAUUCUCAAAAACAACGAACACUCUUUCACUUCAAGGAAGCACACCAUCGCCAUUGCCCGUCUCACGUACAACUCCUCCUUUGCAUUUGCACCCUACGGACCCUUUUGGAAAUUCAUCAAGAAGUUGAGCACAAACGAGCUCUUGGGCACCCGUACUCUCAACACCUUUCUCUCCCUUAGAGAGAAAGAGUAUCGCCGGCUCUUACGAUAUUUGGCAGACAGGUCUGAGGCUGGCGAGGCUGUUAAUAUUACCGAGGAGUUGCUGAGAUUGACUAACAAUAUCAUCUCUCAAAUGAUGCUUGGUCGGGCUGAGGAGGCUCGGGCUGUGGUGCGUGACGUGACAAAGAUUUUUGGAGAGUUUAAUGUUUCUGACUAUAUAUGGUUUUGCAAGCAUUUGGAUUUGCAGGGAUUUGGGAAGAGAAUUGAGGACAUUCAUAGGAGGUUUGAUGCUUUGGUGGAGAAGGUUAUUACAGAACGCGAAGAAUUAAGGAAAAAGAAGGAAGAUGGAGAAAGAGAACGAGAUGAAGUCAAGGAUUUCAUUGACAUUUUGCUUGAUUUUUCGGAGGAUGAAAAUUCGGAGAUAAAGUUGACUAGGGCUCACAUCAAAGCCUUGAUUGUUGAUUUCUUUGCAGCAGGUACAGAUACAACAGCAAUUGCAACCGAAUGGGCAUUAGCAGAGCUUAUCAACCAUCCAAUGGUGCUCGAAAAAGCUCGUAAGGAGAUCGAUAAUGUUGUCAGAAAUAGUAGAUUAGUCAAAGAAUCAGACGUUCCAAAUCUUCCAUACAUCCAGGCCAUCAUAAAGGAAACAUUGAGGCUUCACCCACCAGUGCCUAUGGUCACAAGAGAAUGCAUACAAGAUUGUAAGAUUGGAAACUAUGUAAUCCCAGCAGACACUUUGCUAUUUGUGAAUGUGUGGGCCAUUGGAAGGGACCCCAAUUAUUGGAAAAACCCAUUAGACUUUGAGCCUGAGAGAUUCUUACAGUCUAGUGAUCAGAAGGGUAAUAUGGGCCAUAUCGACAUUAGGGGACAACAUUUUCAACUUUUGCCAUUUGGGUCUGGGAGGAGGAUUUGCCCUGGCAUAAAUUUCGCAAUGCAAGAGCUCCCAACACUGCUCGCGGCUAUGAUCCAGUGCUUCGAUUUUAAGUUGGUCGGACCACGGGGAGAGACAAUGGACGGUGAAAGUGUUGUUGUCAAUAUGGAUGAAAGGCCCGGAUUGACAGCUCCAAGGGCCCAUGAUCUUAUGUGUGUACCAAUAGCUCGCAUGACUCCACUUGAUAUCAUUGACGAUUGACCCCUAAGGAAUGCUCCCCCCACAUAA